AUUAGACCCGCGCAUUGACGCAAAAUUCGGGUUUGCGUCUGCACGCUUCGCUCAGAAAUCCUGUCCAAACCAACGUAUUUUGGCUAUCUAGUUGUCUCAAGUGGAGGAAACAUAAGUUGUCCCAACUUGUUCGGAAGGAGGAGACGCAGACACGCGCCGAGCUGACCGGACAGGAAGUAACAGGUUGCAAACAUUCAACCAAAACAUGCCACUCAACAUCCAGCCCCUAAGAGUCAUGAGAAAAUCAACGCUUAAGAGGAUCAUCCUUGUUCUGCUGGGGAUUUGUGUGGUGUGGUGCAUGAGUUUGCCUUUUUUCAUCCUGAGUAAAGUUGGACAUGAGAGCAUCCGUGUGGCUGCAGAAAACACACUGAUGCAGAAAAGGAAAGUGUGGACAGAAACCAGCGAGGUCCAAGAAAUGAAGAGGAUUUUUGUCAAAUUUUUGGAUGAUCUGCUGAAUAAUUUUGAAUCCUUUAACUUCUCUUCAUCACAUUUCAAGGACAACAAAGAGAAACUUCAAUCCCUUCAGGUGGAAAUGGAGGCUGAGAAAGCGAAAGGUCAGUCUAAGGAUGAGAUGAUAAAAGAGCUGCGUUCUGAUAAACUCCAGCUGCUGCAACAAGUGACCCGCUUGGAGGAGCUUCUGAAAUUACAAAUGAACAAGGCGGAAACAAAGUCUGAGGAUGAAAUCCCAGAAGAUAAAAACUGCCAGCUACCACGCAUGGAUGGAUUUCCAGACUGUAUGGGGAAGCUGAAGUGGAUGAACAGCAUGUGGAAGUCAGACCCAUGUUACAGCAGCUAUGGCGUGAAUGGGUCCUUGUGCUCCUUCAUCGUUUAUCUCAGCGAGAUCGAGUCAUGGUGCCCUUUGCUUUCUGGUCGAGUCGCCCGCCCAGCAGUGAAAACUCUAAAGGUAGAAUCUUAUAAAGCAGAGGUGAAAGACAACUUUGAAGGCCUUCACCGCUCUUUAGUGAACAAAACCCAAUUCAGCUGGAUCCAACAACGGAUUAAAAGCAUGGAAGAGAUUUGGGUGGAAGCAGGACGUUCCCUUUCACAGAAAUACAACCUCACAGAGCGGAGGGCCAAACAGAUACUGGUGCAUCCUGGCGUGAUUACAAAUGAAGCAGAUCUUAAAAUAGCAGAGAAUGCUUUCAGUGGUGGUCCCCUUGGGGAGCUCGUUCAGUGGAGCGACCUUAUAUCCACACUUCAUAUUUUGGGUCACAAUCUUCACCUGUCUGCCUCUGAAGGGAGCCUGAAGGAGUUUUUUGGGAUUAGUAAUUGUCCUCUUCAAUACUCAAAAGUGGAACCAAACCUGAUCUAUACAGACAUCAUUGGUCUCAGGCAAAUUCAGACGGUACUGAAGACGUCCUGGACAGAUUACAGGUGUAUUAUUCGUGUUUUGGACUCUUUUGGCACUGAACCCGACUUCAAUCAUGCUGUUUGGGCUUCCAACCACGACCUUAAAUGUCCUUUUGGUGGCCUGAGUCUGAUCCCCAUGCAGUUCUACACCAUGUUCCCUCAUACUCCAGACAACACAUUUCUUGGCUUUGUGGUGCAGCACCAGCUGAGCUCUGAAGAACACGAGCAGCUUGAGUCUACCAAGAGGCAAAACCAGGCUCUUGUGUACGGGAAGAGAGCCACAUUUUGGCAGGGUAAAGAGGCUUAUCUGGAUAUUAUUCACAAGUAUUUGGACAUCCACGGGACGGUGGAUGACAGCGCCUUGAUUCCAGAUUAUGUGAAAAACCACGGCAUCGUUAAGGGAACAGAGGUGCAGAGGCUGUUGAGGCAAAGCAAACUUUUUGUAGGGUUAUCCUUCCCGUAUGAAGGUCCCGCCCCUUUGGAGGCUUUAGCCAAUGGCUGCGCUUUUCUGAACCCCAGAUUAGAGCCUCCACAGAGCAGCCUGAACUCAAAGUUCUUCAAAGGAAAACCCAACACCAGAGAGGUCACAUCUCAGCAUCCUUAUGCUGAGGCAAUCGGUGAGCCCUAUGUGUGGAUGGUGGAUAUGAACAACCAGACAGAUGUGGAGAGAGCCAUCACUUCCAUACUCAAUCAUAAUAUAGAGCCCUACCUUCCGUAUGAGUUCACCUGUGAAGGAAUGCUGCAAAGAGUUAACGUCCUAAUAGAGAAACAGGAUUUUUGUUCAGCUGCACCAAGUUGGCCUCCUCUGAGCGCACUCCGGGUGUUGAAAGCAGAGGCAGGUGUGUCGUGUAAAAAGGUGUGUCAAAGGGCGGGGCUGGUGUGUGAACCGGCAUUCUUCCCACACCUGAACAACGACAAGAAUCUUGCCAGCUACAAUGUAGAUUGCCAGACAUCAGAGUUUUCUGAUAAAUACAUCGUGCUUCCUGCCUACAACAGCAGCAGUAAACAGUGUCUGUUCCAGCAAGAUCCUCUGCUCUUCAGCUGUGUCAGAUCGGACCAGUCCCUGGUCAGAAUCUGCCCCUGCAGGGACUACAUCAAAGACCAAAUAGCCCUAUGCAAGGAAUGCAUCUAACUGCUGGAUAAAAACAUUACAAAUAAAAAUGCAGCUUAUCUAAUGUUUUCUCAGUAGUUUACAGCUGACUCGGCACCAGGAAGUCUCAAGGAAGCUGAAACAUGAAGGGAUUUUACAAAGUUCUCUGGUUCUAGUGAAGUUAUUGGUCAUUAACAAUUGCAGAACGUGGAAAUCAAAGAAAAGGACUUGAAACGUUAUCAUUUUUGUGGAAACAGCAAAUCUACAGGCUCAAAUAUCGGAGCAUUUUGGAAAGCAAUGACUUCAAAUGAGACACAUUCAGUCACAUGUGCACUUAGUGUCAUCGGUGUGUGCUUGAAAACAUCAAUGCAAACAAAAAAAAAGGGAAAAAACAAAACAUCUGUCAAACUUCUGAUGAUUCAACAGGAAAAAACAACUUUAUUUAAUGAAUCAAAACUUUUCAUUGACAAAGACAUAAGUCUUACUGUCCUUUUACAUAAAAUAAAUGUUUACAUAAUCUUGUUUAACACUGAUGCCAUUAUUGUACAGUCUGUUAUAUAGAGUAAAUUCAUUUAUAUAGUUUCAUGUUUGUGCAGCUAUGAAACAUUUAUUACUGUAUGGGGAGGAUUACAGGCCCAUGCAACGCUUAUGGCAACAGAGAAGUCAUGUGUAUUGCUAUCAUAACUUUCGGUAAAAUGGAUGGAUUGGUGUUUUCUGCAAAUGGUCGUAAAUGAGACAUUCUCAGGCAAUUUCAGAAUGGAUGGCACUUGGUUUUGAUCAUUUGAACUGGAGAAUUAGAUGGAAAAAAUGGAAAUUUUGCAUUUUUGCAAUUUAACAUAAAACAUUUCUGCGAAAAAGCAAGAAUGGGGAAAAAAAGAGGGAAAAAUAGACAUUACUGGAAUGUAAAUGUCACUGUUAAUGUUUAGCAUCAAAACAAGACAGAAGAAAAGAGGUAGAAAGGAUUUUGAUGCCAAAAACAUGAAUAGUUUUAAGUGCAACUGAGCUAAAAAGCUGCAGAGAAGCAGUGGAAGAGAUUGACAGUGGGGUUUGUUCUGUGAUGAGGUGGCUCCAUCAUGUGGAAACUCUGUGCCUUGCUGUAGAAAAUAAAAGAUCACUGUAAAGAUUGUCUUCUAUGCGGUAAAGAGGGGUGCAGGGGGACGUUACAAAUCAGUGCGCUGUUGGUGAGUUGAGCUGGUGUGAGAUGUCACACCAUCAGUACACCUAAUCCAAACUCUUCACACCACGGAGUUAAAGAUUAUACCCACAAGUUUACACUUUGUCAAGUAUGUAGAGUGCAGAGUUACUCUGCACAGCUGCUUCCCAAGACUUUCACAGUUUUUAGUUGAGCUCAAGCACGUUGGGACACAAAAUGACACUGUCAUCGUUGUUUGGGCCACUAGGGGGAGCCCCUGCUAUUUAAAGUUGUGCAAAACACUCCUCUUAUGUUUCAUUUACAAGGACAUGUUUCUACUUUCUAAGUUUUUGAAUGCACUUGUUAUUUCUGAAAAGCAUUUUCUUAAUUCUAAUAAAUGUUCAUUCUCAAUGUUGCAGAAU
Messenger RNA from Nothobranchius furzeri (turquoise killifish), 3994 nucleotides. Its product is annotated as alpha-1,6-mannosylglycoprotein 6-beta-N-acetylglucosaminyltransferase. Gene Ontology annotation, molecular function: alpha-1,6-mannosylglycoprotein 6-beta-N-acetylglucosaminyltransferase activity. Gene Ontology annotation, cellular component: Golgi apparatus. Gene Ontology annotation, biological process: protein N-linked glycosylation. The record is from RefSeq and is a predicted model, not a curated record. Lineage: Eukaryota; Metazoa; Chordata; Actinopteri; Cyprinodontiformes; Nothobranchiidae.